This is a messenger RNA of Penicillium odoratum, 1227 nucleotides long. RefSeq names its product Zn(II)2Cys6 transcription factor. Gene Ontology annotation, biological process: positive regulation of transcription by RNA polymerase II. Gene Ontology annotation, cellular component: nucleus. The transcript has a single exon. NCBI's taxonomy places the organism in Eukaryota, Fungi, Ascomycota, Eurotiomycetes, Eurotiales, Aspergillaceae. Gene Ontology annotation, molecular function: transcription cis-regulatory region binding; DNA-binding transcription factor activity, RNA polymerase II-specific; zinc ion binding. The coding region runs from base 1 to 1227 and encodes 408 amino acids. The record is from RefSeq and is a predicted model, not a curated record.
AUGGGGAAUAUCAAGAAGCCCAGAGGAAUCCGACAAGAUCGUCACUGCCACCGGUGUCGAGUCAAGGGCAUUAAAUGCGAUCUUAACCGCCCUCGUUGCCAGCCCUGCCAACAGAAUGGAGUGGCAUGUAGCUAUCCCCAGAGGGUUGUCUGGAUGGGUGACAAGAAAGCCACACCAGAAAUUGCGUUACCAAUAUCGGCAUGCUCGAUAGCAGCAGCCAAUGAUGCAGGUUCAAGUCAAAGUCGGACACAAGACAACAAUCUUCCCAUCAAUCUAUAUGGGUUUAUCGAUCUACUCUCGCAUUGCUACCAAGAGAUUCAAUCAAGCAAGGAAGAACUACCCGAUGAAGUUGUCAAACUCAUUGCUCGCACACUGACCUUCGCUCGGUGUCGUCUCCAAGGAUUGGCCAAUAAACAAUCCAUCCAGACGCAUCUUGGAGCUUUGACAAACCUUAGCAAAGUCAUUGAGUCAGCGCAUCCAAUUGCACUAUUCGGUAUUGCAACUUUCGCAAUUUUUGAAGUAUGCUGUGGUUCCUUUGGUAGAUGGAAUCGUCAUUUACAAGGCGCGCGCUCUCUGCUUGAUCUUCACUGUCGGAACAAGGCCGAACUCGAUGUUCUUGCUGCCCGUAUUCCCGGGUUGGGAGAUGUACUUGCUUAUCUGGUUUGGUUUGACGUGAUGGGCGCACUGGUUCAAAAUAGUGACCUGAUAUUCGACGGUUGGCAACGCAGAAUCUUAUCUUCAAAUUUCUUCGACUCGGUUGGUUGCCCGCCGGAUACAUUUGAGCUCUUUGUUCACCUGGUAAACCGGAACAUUGAUCUCGACGUUUUAGACCUCAGUGCUCGAGCGAUGAAUCAGAUAUUACAUCUAGAUAAUAGUGAGACAGAUCGUGGAUUGUCGGCUUCCGUGUAUAGAUGCACGGGCGCAAUAGUGGCAUUUGGUCGCGCGAAAGAGAACGGGAAGGAAGACAUUCCCAUCUCGAGUCAAUAUUCCGAUGUAUUGUCAAAGAUGGUUGAUCGAGCAUGCGAUAUCAUAGCGAAGAUCCCGACGUCCUCGAGAUUCUACGUGCAUUUAGCCACUCCGGCCUAUUUAACAGGGAUGCAUGCAACCAACACAAGACAAUGUGAGAUUCUACGAGCUUAUUGGCGAAACUGUCAGUUAUGCGACUUUCCGCGCUAUCCGGAUGCACAGGAACAGUGUGAACAAAGAUGGAGGAUCAAGAUGAUCUGA